Ornithorhynchus anatinus (platypus) is the source of this 3991-nucleotide messenger RNA. RefSeq names its product proline rich transmembrane protein 3 (gene PRRT3). Lineage: Eukaryota; Metazoa; Chordata; Mammalia; Monotremata; Ornithorhynchidae. The transcript has 5 exons. The record is from RefSeq and is a predicted model, not a curated record. The coding region runs from base 195 to 3743 and encodes 1182 amino acids.
CUCCGUUAGCUGAGUCUGAACAUCUCCGCCUGUCUGCCCGCCUGCGUGGGGCCGGGGAAGAUGCUGAAAGCUAGGGAAGCCGCAGGGACGUGCACAAGGUGAACGGGGCUGCAAAGCCGGCACCCAGCCUCCACACGGAAGCAGUAACUGAGGGGGCCUGUGUGGAAACCUGAGCCCUGGAUGUGGAGCUGGCCAUGGCCCCUGCCAGCCAGCUCUCUCUGUGGAGCCUCCUGUUGAUGCCAACCCUCCUGCCCGGUACAGCCUGCAGCGGGCAACUCUUUGACCAGCCGGAGGGCUCGGAACACAGCACUAGCCUUGGCCAGCUUUUGGUGCCAGGCCCUCGAGGAGCCCUGGCUGGGCUGUAUUCCCAGGAAGAGGACCCAGGAGAAGUCCCUGCGACAGAGCACCCCCCAGCCACGGUGGAGAAGCCACGGUGGAGGCUCAGAGACACGAAUGGACUCAGCCCAGCUGGUUCCCCUUCCUCCCAGGGCUCAGGCAAGGGCACACCGACUGCCUGGGCUCAGCAUCAGCCUGGAGCUCCAAGGAACGACUCAGACCUUCCCGCUUUAGCAUCUCCUCCACCCUCAGAAGUCGAACUCGUGCUGCAGUCAGCCAGGGUGGCUCCAGGGCAGAGUAGCAGAGUAGGGGGCAUUGGCCCAGGGACACACCAGAGGCAGUUGGGACCUGGGCUCAUCCCCGCGCCAGGGACCAUGGGACCAGUCAGCCCCACGGUUCAGAACCUGCAUGUCAGGACUCAGACUGCAGAGGCCCUGAGCUCCCAGAGGGGCACAGGGCCUCCCCGUUCAGAUAAGACUUCCGCACCAGAGCCCUCACCCCUAUAUAGCCAGAGCUCUCCCAGGGAGAUCCACAGGGAGAUUCGGCCAGGUCGGCUUGAGGCCUGGACCCUCAGCCCUCAACUCAAUGUGUUCACCAGCUCAGGGGGAGCUCUUCGGACAUAUUCUAGCACUGCAAGCUUCACCUCAACUGGGACCCCCGAGCUUGGGACUGGGAAGGGAGGUCCAGCAGAGACAGCUAGCGGGAGUGAGGCCAGGGAGAAAGAGAACCCUGGAGAGCAGACCCUUUUGGCUAACCAGAUCCCUACUGUAGUGAGCCACAGAGAGCUGAGAUUUGCUAGUUCUUCAGGAGGGCCCUGGAUGAGAGGCGCCUUGGUCUCUGCUGCCCCCACCACCAGACUGAGCUACUUCCUCCUGUCGGAUGGGAACCCCACCACCCCCAGGCAGGAAAUUAGCCAGGACCAAAUGAGGAUCACCUUAGACAGGGCAGGACAAGGCACUCAGAAUCUUGCUGUGGGGAGCCACAGUACAUCGCAGGCCCCUUGGGUGACUACUGCUCAGUCAGUUCCAGACGCUUUCACUACCGCCCUCAAUCCAAAGGGCCCUUCUCCCUCUUCAAGGGCUGAAGCCUUCCCGCUUCCCAGGCUCAGCUCCUCCAGACCACUCCACUCUUCCAGAGCCACCCGGGGACCCACCUACUCUCCAGGUUCCACAUCCCAGCCUGGCCCUACCCCCUCCCAGCACCUUUCUUCACCCCCUUCCCAGAAGCCCUCACUGGAACCCCCGGUGAGGGCCUGGACAGAGGCACGCUGGUCCCGCCAGAUCAGUCCGUGGCGGCCUCUACUAGGCUCUGGGCCUGAGAGGGCUUUCCCAGCAACUUCUUCCCUGCAGCCCAUUCUCUCCAGCUCUGAAUUGCCACCUGCUCCUCCCCACACCAGUACAGUGGCCUUGGUGUCUCCUGGCCAGGAACUCGAUCCAGGGACAGAGACGAUGGAAGGUGAACCCAUCUCCCCCCAGCGAAUGAGAGGGGCCGUGGAGCCUCCAAGCCCCCCAAAUGCCACUACUUCUCCAAGCACUUCUGCCCCAAACUUAGCCACCCUUGCCCCAGAGAGUCCAGGAACCAGGCUGCCAGCCGAGACACGGCCCGGGCCCCGACGGGAUCAGAGCCGCCCGCCUCAGCCACCGGCCCGCUCCCCCGCCCCCUCGACUACUUCCCGCCGCGGCCUCAUUAAAGUCACCACCCAGCGCGGCCCGAGACCCCCGGCCCCGGCCGCGUCCUCCCCGAGCCCGGGCUGCGAGGCGGGGAGGGAGGGCUGCGGCGCCCCUCCGGCCGACGAGACGCUGCUGCGCUGGGGGCCGCUGCGGCGCCGGCUGAGCUUCGCCUGGGAGCUGCACGUGUACGGGGCCGGGGCGCUCUUCCUGCUCCUGGCCCUGGUGGCCCUGCUGAGCCUCUUCGGCGCGGCCGCCCUGCGCGUGCCCGCGCGGCGCCACGUGCUGGCGGCCGACGCCCUGCUGCUGGGGGCCGGCCUGCUACGCGCCCUCUUCCUCCUGGUCGACCCCUACGGGGCGCGGGACCGGCUCGGGGCCCGGGUGCGAGCGGCGCUCUACAACCUGCCCUUCCCGCUGCUGGUCACGGCGUUCGGCAUCCUGGUGCUGGUCGGGCUCCGCGGGGCCGGGCCGCGGGCGCCGCUGCCUCCGCGCUGGCGGAGGCCGUCCCUGCUGGGCGCGCUGGGCGCCGCGCACGUGACGGCCCUGCUGGCCGUCGACCUGCUCUCGCCCCUGCUCCGCCCGCCCGUCCACUUGGUCGUGCACGGGCUCUCGUGCGCCUGGGCCGCCGGCCUGGCGCUGGGCGCCCUCCUCUUCCACCUUCGCGGGUUACACCUGGGGGCCGCCCUGUGGCUGUACCCUCCGCUGGGGCCCGCGGGCCGCUUCUCCUGGCCCUGGUGGGUCGUGCAGUUCUGGCUGCGCCUGGUGGAGCUGGCCUGGGCUUGCACCCUGAGCUUCGUGGCCGCGCGGGCCUCCUGCCAGGGGGGCGGCCGCGCCGACCACACGUGCUGGACCAAGCUGCUGCGCUACGCCUGCCCUCCGGGCAAGAGCGAGGUGCCCGAGUACCCCAACAACUGCUAUGACCGGGCGGGCGGGGCGGGCGCCGAGCGCGCCGGCACCGACGUCGGCAAGAGCCUCCUCCGCAACGCGGCCGAGAGUGGCCCUCCGCGGGCCCCCGGGGACAGCGGCGAGCCGCGGGCCGGCCGGCUCUUCUCCAGCCCCGCCGGCUCGGGCCUCAGCCCCAAGUACCCGACCGUGGCCCCGGGCCGCUCUCAUAGCAGCGUGUGCCUGGAGAAGACGUCGGGGCUGUCGCUCAGCGAGCUUGACCUGCGCCCGCCGUCGCCCAUCAACCUGAGCCGGAGCAUAGACGAGGCGCUGUUCCGCGAGCACCUCGUCCGGGACAGCGUGUUCCUGUGCUCCAGCCUGCAGUUCCCGGGCCGCCUGGCGCGCCGGGACUCGCGCUCCUCGUUGCAGGAGGGCUCGGCCGCCUCGCCCGCGGGCGCCCCGCCGCUCGCCCCGCCGCGCCUGCGGCAGAGACGCUGCAGCGACCCCGACCGCCCGGGCGGCCUGGGCGGCCCGGCCCGCUGCAGCUCCCUGGCCGACGUGCGGGGCCCGGCGCCGCCUCCCGACGCCACCGCCUCCGGCAGCUCCCUGGACAGCUUCUCCAAGGGCUCGCUGAAGAUCAGCUGGAACCCCUGGCGCCAUGGGCUGUCGUCGCUGGAGAGCCUGCCUUUGGACGAGCUGCCCAGCACCGUGCAGCUGUUGCCCGCCGAACGCGAGCCCACCGCCGUGCCCGGCCCCGGGGAGACCGGAGACCCGGACCGCGAAGCCCGGCGGAGCUUUCUGGCGCUCAGCAAGCAGGUGGACUCGCGCAGUGACUCCAGCGAGACCAUCGAACUGUGACGGAGCGGGGCCUGGGUGGGUGGGGGCAACGAUGAUGGGCGCCGGCCGCCCCCACUACCCUGCAGCCUGGGUAGCCGUGCUCGAAAGCACCGGCAGACAGCGGGGGCCCGCCGCCCAGAGGGUGGGUCCGGCCUAACGUGCGACGCCGCCACCCGCUCCCCUCGCCCAGCAAUUUUUUCUUUUUUACGUACAUCUAUUUUUUUCAACUCUGGUUUUGCACAGGGGCCGAGGCUUUCCAGAAAGGGUUU